AUGUCCGUUAGCAUUGCUACACAAGAAAACCUUCUUGCACUCUUUGACCAUCAAGAGGAGGAAUUGAAACAAAUUUUAACGUUCACACAUCUCUCUUUGAAUGUCCCAGUGUGUGUUAGCCCAAUAACUCAGCGCUAUUGGAACGACAAUGAACACAUGAAGUUUUUGAUAUGCAUUUGCUUUCUCAACGCAACAUCUUCCAAACGACUACCUGUCUCCAAGAUCAGCGAGUUUGUCGAAACACGAACAGCAGUUCAGGUUAGAACUCACGCUCAGAAGUACUUUGCUACAAAACAAAAAGGCAAACAUAUGAAUCAAGACGUCAUCACGCUCAUGAAGCAAAACAUAGAAAAGCUCAGGAAGACUUUUGGCCGAGAAAGACCUGUCAUGGUUUACAAGUCUUUAUAA
Messenger RNA from Entamoeba invadens IP1, 408 nucleotides. RefSeq lists its product as hypothetical. The transcript has a single exon. The coding region runs from base 1 to 408 and encodes 135 amino acids. NCBI's taxonomy places the organism in Eukaryota, Evosea, Mastigamoebida, Endamoebidae. The record is from RefSeq and is a predicted model, not a curated record.